Messenger RNA from Carassius gibelio (silver crucian carp), 4443 nucleotides. RefSeq names its product StAR-related lipid transfer (START) domain containing 5 (gene stard5). Gene Ontology annotation, molecular function: lipid binding. The transcript is spliced from 6 exons. The record is from RefSeq and is a predicted model, not a curated record. NCBI's taxonomy places the organism in Eukaryota, Metazoa, Chordata, Actinopteri, Cypriniformes, Cyprinidae. The coding region runs from base 450 to 1079 and encodes 209 amino acids.
GCAACAUUCUUCUGACGAGCUACUGACUAAGGAAGUGGCCUUUUACUGAUUUUUUUUUUUUAGUUAUGAUGAUUGUAUGGCGUUAGACAGGUUAAUUGUCUCUUUUUUAUCGUUUUGAUCGCGCAUGUUUAAUUGCAUCGUUCCGUUGAUCUCUGUUGAACUGUAUCAUUAUCCGCUCGGUCGCGAUGACAGUCACUGUGAUCAUCUGUAACUAAUGAAUGAACCGACAACAUCUGACCUAUUAUACCAGAAACUGGCAUAUUUAACUGUAGCCACUGUUAGUGUAAGUAAGUUACUUGAACCAAGAUCCCGGAAAAAUCGAAGGUAAAUUGUUUAAUUUGACGCUAUUUAGCAGCUCCCGACAAAACGAUUUGAAUAACGUUGCAUGUGCAGGACAAGCGAUAAAGUAAUAUAUUUAAAAAAAAACAAUAUAACCGCUCUUCAUCGUAAUGGAUUACAUACAAAUGGCCAGAUCAGUGGAAGACCGUCUGUUGAGCUACAGAAAAGACGAGUCCGGAUGGAAAACGUGCAAGAAAAAUAAUGAUGUUGUGGUGUGUUGGAGACCCUCUUGUGAAUUCGCGGGAUAUGUGUAUAAGGGUGAGGGGAUUGUCAAUGGCAGUCCAGAGAAGGUGUGGGACUGCUUGAAACCUGAAAUAAAUGGGCUACGUGUAAAAUGGGAUGCUAAUAUAAAAAAGUUUGAGCUGCUUGAGCAGGUGUCUUCGGAUGUUUCGAUCUGUCGAACAGUCACACCUUCGGCUGCUAUGGGUAUUAUAUCACCUCGAGAUUUUGUUGAUGUCAUUUCCGUUAAACGCUAUGAGGAUGGCACGGUUUCAUCAAAUGCUACCAAUGUAAGCCAUCCAAACUGUCCUCCUCAACCUGGCUACGUCAGAGGCUUCAACCAUCCGUGUGGCUGCUUUUGUGUUCCUGUUCCUGGGGAACCAGGCAAAACGCAGCUGUUCAGCUUUUUCCAGACUGAUCUUGGAGGUCUGCUUCCUCGUUCGGUUGUCGAUUCAUUUUUCCCCAGUAGUAUGGUGGAGUUUUACAGCAACCUGACCAAAGCCGUAAAAACGCUGAAAUAGCACCAAUGGCACUUUAUAGAUAAUAACCCCCUUUAAACUUAAAUGUGACCCUGGAGCACAAAACCAGUUUCUGUCGCUGGGAUAUAUACUUUUAGCAAUAGCCAAAAAUACAUUGUAUGGGUCAAAAUUAUAGAUUUUUCUUUUAUGCAAAAAAUCAUUAGGAUAUUAAGUAAAGAUCAUGUUCUAUGAAGAUAUUUAGUAAAUUUCCUACCAUAACUAUAUCAAAACUUAAUUUUUGAUUAGCAGUAUGCAUUGCUAAUAAUUAAUUUGGACAAAUUUAAAAGCGAUUUUUCUCAGUAUUUAGAUUUUUUUGCACCCUCAGAUUCCAGAUUUUAAAAUAGUUGUAUCUCUGCCAAAUAUUAUCCAAGCUUAAUAAACCUUACAUCAAUGAAAACUUAUUUAUUCAGCUUUCAGUUGAUGUAUAAAUCUCAAUAAAAAAUUUACACUUAAGACUGGUUUUGUGGUCCAGGGUCACAAAUACCUAAUUGCAUUAAAUCAAGCUUUAGUGGAAAGUGAGUUUACUGUACUUUUAGAUUUAUUCCUGAUUCUUCCGAUAGUUACACGUGUCCAAACACACCUGCACAUAGGCCAUUUUAUACAGAGUUAAGAGUACUGGAACAUUUUGUUUGACAUAUUAUUUCAGAAAAUCUGAGAACUUUUGCACAAAAGAAUUAUACAUUUAUGCAUUUGGCAGAUACUCUUACAGGCUUUCUGCAGAUUUUAGGCUUAAUUCACUUUUACACAAUGAAUAUUUUCCUCAUUAUUUUUGUCUUGAUAUUUUUGCCGAUCAAAUAUCUCAACAUCCUAAAUCACGAUACAGUUACUUGAGAUGCAGAAUUAAUAUAUGAAGUCUGAAACUGAACUUAAUGCCACAAAAUUAAUUGAGUUUAUGCUUAAAAAAGGAAAUAUUUGUCAGAGGGGUCUGAAAUUGAUCUAUUUUUGUUCAAAUAUAUCCAAACUCCAUUUGGGUGUAUUUCUCAGAAACAGAUCACUUUGCUUCUUGAUUUAAAAAAAUUUUUAGAACCUUGUACCACAGAACAAGACACAAUAACUGAGAAAUAGCAUCUCUUUUUUUUUUUUUUUUUUUGCAGUGUAAUCCGAAGCUACAGUGAAAGUUAUUUCCAUACUCUUGGUUGGGAACAGAAGUAUUUAAGCCAUAAGCUUUUUAUUUGAGUCACAGAGCUCUUGAUAGACAUUUGAAGUAUUUCUAUAUUUGAAUAGAGAUAUUUUAGUGCAUAAAAGGCUUUGGCAGAUCAAUGUUUACUGACAGACACAUAUCUUCAGACCAAUUUGAAGAAUUGCAAUCGCUGCUGUUCUCGGUUAACACAGCUGAGUUUAUGUACUGUAUUUUUGAGACUGACAAAAAAGGCCAGAACAAUCAUGAUAGAAUUAUGAUGAGGGAUGUUAGAUAUAAUGAUAAAAGACCAGCAGGCUCAAGGUUUAGCUGGUUAGCAUGACCCCAGUGACCCUGCUGGUGAUUAUUUAACCAGUAUAAAGCUUUUUUCUCCACUGAUGGCCAAUCGAAAGUAUCCUCGUGUUUGUGUAUCCAAGUAUCCUCAUCCACUUGGUCCUGUGCCAGCCAGAUGAGCAACUGCCAUUAAGAUGAAUGAGAAUUCUAGUAGAACAGGGAGUUGAGUGGAAUCCUGUGUGGAAUCAGAGUCAAUAAGAAUGACCACAUUUUUUUAGUUCCUGAGUAUGAAUUGAGGUCGAGAACAUGAUGCUGAAUUUGAAUUAGAAUUUACUGUAAUUUAUGUAAGAUUAAUUAAACAAGUGACUGAAUGAAAUGUAAAGAAAUCAUCUGAAAUAUUAAAAAAUAAUAUUUAAUAUAGUAUAUUAUGUACUUAAUAAAUUAACUGAUGAACCAUGAUGAACCAUGGAAGAAAGUUAAAAGAGAUAGUUUACCAAACAAUUCUGCCAUCAUUUACUCAAACUUAAGUUAUUCCAAAAUGUAAAUGAGAUUCUGUAUUCUUGCUGAAGACAAAAUAUAUUUAGAGGAAUGUAGGUAAACCAAAUUAUGGCUGGUAGCCAUUGACUUCCGUAGUGUAAAAAAACAAACAAACAAUGGAAGUAAAUGGCUACCAGCAACUGUUUGGUUCAGACUCAUACAGGUUUGGUGUGAAAUCUCCCUUUAAUUUCCCCAAAUGCUCAAAUUUUCCCAAAAGUCUAAAUGAUUGUUUGGCUAAAAUGUUCCUUUGUUGUUUGAUUUGUAUUUGAAUUUUAAAUCUAAUUUCAAAUUCUAUUCAAAUUUUGCAUCCUGUGAGGCGUGGCCAGUUUAAUUUAAAUUUACAUGCAUGGAAUAAAAGGGAGUGCAUUUUUUUAAAAUGAUCGUUUUGCCCAACCUUUUUAAAACAUUAAAAAAAUAUGGAAAUUAUGAUUUUUUUCUUUUCCAUAGAAAUAGUAGAAAUUAAUCCUAUUUUGGCCUUUUAUCUCUGCUUGUAAUCGCACGUGGACAAAGGGACUGUUAAUAUAUCAUAUACGACUGACCUCAGAGAGAACCCAGUGUGUGUUGUGUGAAUUCUUGACCUCUUCAAAUUACUGUUUGCCCUUUUGUGUCUAGCUGCACGAUUGUCCUCCUGACAUGUGUCUCAACCAGUAGGUACUUAGUGUUUUUAUGCCUGUAUGCUGUUAGUGAAAUUACUGUGAAUGCAUGCUUAUGGCCUGAAAAUGUGUGCUUUUUUAUACUGUAAAUGAGCAGUAUGCUCUAGUGCAUUUCAGGAUUAUUUUGGGAGUCUAGAUUUUACAUCAGUUUUUGCAAGAAAUGUGUGCUUGACUUUACUAGUAUUGUGCAAAGUUCUCUGUAUGUUUUAAUAACACAUUUACAUUCCGAAAGCAGUGUGUCAGUUCAGUUCAGUUCAGUGAGAGUUUUUGAUUAUUCCAGAUUUGACAUUUUCUUGAAAUCAACAUGAAAUGUCAUUUGCAAGUCAUUUUACUUCUAUAAACUGAUGUAUUUAGAAGAAAACAUUUGCCGGUACUUGAUUUUAUCCUCCUGAAAGUGAUUGGAUCAUGAAAAAAGGGGCGGUACAAACCAGAAUGGAGGCAGAUGAUUGGAUGGGACAAGUCGGGUUCGUAACGGGCGAAGCAAGCCAGUGUAUUUUCACAAUACAUCAUUUUUAAUAACAUGCAGUGAUAGACCUAGAAAUGUGCAUUGAAAUCAGGUCAUUUCUCAUUUCAUGUUGAUUUCAAAUGUGUUUUUAGUGUGUUUUUGCUCAGUGCUGUUUUUUAUGUCCACCUGCCAUUGACCGUGGGACGUCUGUGUACUGUUUGUUAAUACUUAAUACAAAAAAAUUGCACUUUGUAAAACCCAUUGUAUGAUUCACCUUUUAGAUUCUGUUUUCAGAUAUAAAAAAAAUGACUGAUGACAAUA